This is a messenger RNA of Anolis sagrei ordinatus, 3517 nucleotides long. It is a transcript of the gene ADRA1D, whose product is annotated as adrenoceptor alpha 1D. The record is from RefSeq and is a predicted model, not a curated record. NCBI's taxonomy places the organism in Eukaryota, Metazoa, Chordata, Lepidosauria, Squamata, Anolidae. Gene Ontology annotation, molecular function: alpha1-adrenergic receptor activity. Gene Ontology annotation, cellular component: plasma membrane. Gene Ontology annotation, biological process: adenylate cyclase-activating adrenergic receptor signaling pathway; phospholipase C-activating G protein-coupled receptor signaling pathway; positive regulation of cytosolic calcium ion concentration.
CCCAAACGCCAGGCGGAUUCUUCCCCUCUCCAUCCACUUGGUUGGGCAUCUUGGCCACUGCAGGGCGCAGAGUCUGUUGCAGGGGGUCCCUCUUUGCCCGCGCCUCCUCCCAAUUGGGGGGCCGCUGAGAGCCAGAGAAGGAGCGUGUCCCCAUCCUCUCCCUUUGGGCUCCCUGUUUCCGUGCACAGCGAGCCCCCCCAAACGUGUAUCCAUCCCGCAAGAGCGCAAGAGAUGCGCUCCGCCGCCUCCUCCUCCUCCACCACCACUGCCUCCGCCUCCUGAAUGCAAAGUUUCUUCUUCUCCGCGCCUGGAAGGAUUGCGACUUUUCUGCCUUUCCUUUCCUGUGUCGGAGGCAGCGCCGUGGGGCAGUGAAGGCUGGUCUCCCUCCUCCAGGAUUGCAUGGCAGGCUGAGGCGCAAGGAAAGCGGUUUUUUCUCCAGUGGGGAUGCUCUUCCUUCUUCUCCUCUUCUUCCUCCGCGCCCCCCGCUUGGCGCAUCCCUUUGGAUCCUGGUAGAAGUGACGCCUCCUCCCCAAUCCUCUCCCUCAUCCUCUCUGGAUGAAGGCACGGGGAAGAAGAAGAAGAAGAAGUCAGCAAGAGAAGGGUCCUUCCUCUCCAGAAAUCCGCUUUCUUUCUACCUUGAGCUUCCCUCUCACUUUUUACCUGCUCUGGUUGAGAUGAGCCACCUUUCCGCUUGAGGGAAUUUGGUACCCAACAUUUGGAGAGGAGCAAAGAAGAGAGAAAGAAAGAAAGAAGGUUGUUUUCCUUGUUCGUUGCGGGUGUUUUCUUCCCUCCCCCGCACGAGUGGGCAUCUAGACCAUUUUUCGAGUUGUUGUGAUUGCAGGAAUUGGCUGAAGAGGACCUUGGAUGGAAGAGGAAGCAGGGGCGGAGGAGCCCAAGACAUAGGAGGGGAGCUCCUUCCUUCCUUCCUUCUCUUUCUCUCCCCUCUUUGCUUCACAAACCGGGGUCCCUCUGUGGCAGGGAAGAUGGGCUCCUCGAGGUCCAGCAGCUUGGCAAGGGAAGCCACUUGCCCCUGGGGAUUUAAGGAGGGAAAAGAAGGAUGAAGGUGUCUUUUACUGAAGGGCAUCCCUGGUAGGUUUAGAUUUGCAAGGUCUGGAGAAUCUUGAUCCAGAGUUGCAGAAGAAGGGAGAUCGGGACAAGUUGGGAAGAGACUUUCCUCCUGACCACAUGCACCUCAGAAGAGGAAUGGGUUCAGUUCCUGAUGCGAGACUGGGAGUUUGGGCUGAGUGAAAGCCCAUGCCCAUGCCCUUCUUCUCCUCUGCCCCUCUGCCACACUGAGCCAUCCCAUGUCCCACCCCAUGGAGACCGGACCUUGUUGAAAAAGAAUGACUUUCUCUGACCGGAUUAAUGCCAGCUUGAAUGGGAACCACUCGGGAGAGGCUGGGGGUAUUAAUGGGACCGGCGGAGAGGAAGAUGUCCAGGCCAACAACGGCACCUCCUUGGCUCUGAAGCUGACCCUCCAGUCGGUGAGUGUAGGGGUCUUUCUGGCCCUCUUCAUCCUCUCGGCCAUCGUGGGCAACAUUCUGGUCAUCCUCUCCGUGGCCUGCAACCGUCACUUGCAGACGGUCACCAACUACUUCAUCAUCAACUUGGCCAUCGCCGACUUGCUCCUCAGCACCACCGUCCUGCCUUUCUCAGCCACCUUGGAAGUUCUGGAGGACCUCUGGGUCUUCGGGCGCAUCUUCUGCGACAUCUGGGCAGCGGUGGACGUCUUGUGCUGCACGGCCUCCAUCAUGAGCCUCUGCAUCAUCUCCGUGGAUCGGUACAUCGGGGUCAAGUACUCUCUGAAAUACCCCACCAUUAUGACUGAGAAGAAGGCGGUGAUCAUCAUGGUGGCCGUCUGGAUCUCCUCCAUGGUCAUCUCCAUCGGUCCCCUUCUGGGAUGGAAGGAGGCACCUCCUGAGAACGACCAGCACUGCAACAUCACGGAAGAGCCAGGGUAUGCCAUCUUUUCCUCCCUCUUCUCCUUCUAUUUGCCCCUGGCCGUCAUCCUGGUGAUGUACUUCAACAUCUAUGUGGUGGCACGGAGGACCACCAAGAGCUUGGAGGCCGGGGUCAAAAAAGAGAGGAGCAAAUCCAUGGAGGUGGUGCUCCGGAUCCACUGCCGCAGCGUUGUGGAGGACUCCCAGGCCAGCACCAAGAACAAGGGACACACUUUCCGGAGUUCCCUCUCCGUGCGACUCUUGAAGUUCUCCCGGGAGAAGAAGGCCGCCAAAACCCUCGCAAUCGUGGUCGGAGUCUUCAUUCUCUGCUGGCUGCCUUUCUUUUUCGUACUGUCUUUUGGUUCCUAUUUCCCUUCCAUAAAGCCCGAAGGAAUGUCUUUCAAGAUCAUCUUCUGGCUGGGAUACUUCAACAGCUGCGUAAACCCUAUCAUCUACCCUUGUUCGAGCAAAGAGUUCAAAAGAGCCUUCAUUCGCCUCCUGAAGUGUCAGUGUCGCCGGAGGAGAAGACCCAUCUGGAGGGUCUACGACAACCAUUGGCGAGGUGCCUCCGUCAAUGGCUCCGGCCAAGAUUCAGAGAGGGAUUUGCAGUCGAGAGUUUCGACCAUCAACGGGUCGUUCAUAUUGAACUCCAGCAGCUUGGAGAGCUCGAGCAAAAGGAGAACUCUGAACUUCAAGCGGUGGAGGAUGUUCUCCCCUUUCCAAAAGCCGACAACGCAGCUGAAAGAAAAAAUGAACAGCCUCUCAAACAAGAUCCGGGGAGGGUCUGUCAAAGGCGGCGUGUCAGCCUCCUACAAGACCGAGGUGGAGUCAGUCUCCAUAGGGAUCCCAAACGAGUUCAUGGAGUGCAUUGACUAUCAAGUCUAUGACGACUUAACAGACUCUGAGUCCUCUGGGCUGAAAGAAACAGAUAUUUAACAUUAGCAGGGAUAAACUUUAGGACCCCCCCUUGGGGUUUCAUUUUGUUGUGUCUGUGUCUUAACAUGCGGGUCAGCUGUCAGAGGUGGAUGGGGUCCAUACCUGAGACAGGUAGGCUGGAGGAGCCCCAAAGCUCACUUGAGAGAGCUCAGGCUUGGCCUACAGAAGGUUGAAGGCCAACAUCACCAACAUCUCCAGUUUAACAAAGGGUCUUGGCCUAGUGAUGCUGAGUAGAAAAUCCCCUUUGCUAAGACCUCCAAAAACUACUUGAUAUCAAUGUCAACCAUACUGAGCUGGAAAGAUCCAUGGUCCAACUCAAUAUGGAGCAUUGUCCUCUGAGCUUUGGGGAGCAUGAUAUAGCACUUUGUAUAUGGCCAGGUACCUCAUGGAGGACAAAGUGCUAUUGGCCAUGAAACAGGCAAGAAUUCUAUGAAUUCUGGGGUUGGUCAAUGUGUAUGUCGAAGAGGUGGACCAAUGUAUACUACAAAGCAAUGAGAAAGGUAUCAUUCCUUCGUGGUUUGGAUAAGGGUGAAGUCUUGGUAUCCAGGCAAAAGUUCCCAUUUUUAUUUUCAACAGGAACAUCUGGUCCCUCAAAAAAAUGGCAAUGAUGUGUUGAGAUAUCCAUCAAUAAAUGAUGCAAA